Messenger RNA from Candidula unifasciata, 1332 nucleotides. The record is from the annotation of a GenBank genome assembly. Lineage: Eukaryota; Metazoa; Mollusca; Gastropoda; Stylommatophora; Geomitridae.
AUGUCAACAAGACAACAAGGGGAACGUCUGAUUGAAGCCAUUAAAGCCGGGAAAAUUAAAAUCGUCAAGGAGCUAUUGCAAAAUGGCUGCGAUCCGAACUGUCGCGUGGAUGACGUGUCAAAAUGCACUCCUGCGAUAAUCAUCGCUGUGGUGAAUAAGCGUUUUGAUUGCUUGAAAGCUUUACUAGAGCACGGCGCGGCAGUGGAUUCCCGGGAUAAGGACGGAAUGACCGCGGCCAUGUAUGCUUCGGACAUAGGAUUACAUCACUAUCUUCAUACUCUCGCUGAUCACAAAGCAGAUUUGAAUGCUGUCAAUGAGCAGGGCGCUAGUUUGUUGAUGCUUGCCGCAAAGUGGGAUAACUUUGAUUGUCUGCACUAUUUGAUAGACUCAGAUCCACCCCCUGACAUCAAUAGAAGAGACAAACACGGCCGAACGGCUUUGAUGUAUGCAGCCAUGCAUGGCAGAAUCGAUUGUUUGAAUUUGUUGAUCGAUUCCAAGGCUGACCUGAACAUUACAGAUUCUGUAAAAGGUUUUACUGCUCUCAUGUACGCGCUAGAACAGCGAGAGUCUGCUUGUGCCAACUGUUUACUUGACAAGGAGGCUAACGUUAAUGUGGUAGUUGCGGGGAAAGCUGGAGAUAUAACGGCUUUAAAUCUUGCGUUUCACAGUAGUAAAGAGGGAAACGGGGAUUCCAUGAUUGAACGACUGUUGCGGAGUGGAGCUGAUCUGGCGCUGUCCAGACUGGAUCAACAAUUUCUCCAUGAGAUGGUAGCCGGUGGAAAGAAAAGGAUUGUUCGUUUAAUGGUGAUAAACGGGUGCCCGCCAUUCGACAGAGUAUGUCGGGAGCCUUGUACGUUUAAAUUCUCGGAAUACAGAAAUCCUAUAUCGCCUCUUUGUGUAGCUCUACUUUCCGGGCAUUACGAUAUAGCCAAAUACUUCAUCGUGAACCGAUUCUUCACAAACUACGACAUGACUGUCCUGCCCAACGACCUAGGAAUACGUGCGAAAGUGCAGGGGAAAGAAGACGGCGGGGCCGAGGCUCUUGCAGUUCUUAAUUUAAUUUGUUCCGCGCCUCAAACAUUAAAUGUUCUGAGUUUUGUAACGAUCUCUGAUACAGUUUACAAGACAUCGAACGUAACUGAGCGCAGAGAUAAGAUCCAGAGAUCUGACCUUCCAGCGCCGUUGCAAUCAAGACUGUUGUUCACGACAAAAGGAUGUAAGAUUUGUAUACUUUCCUGGCACGAGCUUAGCCUCAUCGAAGAUCUAGAGAUUCAGGAAUGUACCAGCUGCAGUGAAUGUCGAGGAGAAGGUUUCAGGGUUAAAAAGCGAUAA